Molecule: messenger RNA, 1446 nt
Organism: Punica granatum (pomegranate)
Lineage: Eukaryota; Viridiplantae; Streptophyta; Magnoliopsida; Myrtales; Lythraceae
Source: RefSeq, a predicted model, not a curated record
UGAAAGGAGAAAAAAGGGAGGAAAAUCCACUCCACCGAGCUUCCUAAGCAUUCAUUUCCGUUCUCUCUCUGAUCACUCCAGUCAGUGGAACAUUGGCGAUGUCGCUGGCGGGGGUGUUCGCCGGAAUAUUCCUUCUCGCAGCACUGUACUGCGGGCUCGACCCUCUCCAUCAUAGCGCUCUGCACGGCUUCCCGGACUUCGAGGCUGUCAAGGUGGACUUGCCGCCCUGGUCCGAGGUGCCUUCCGACAGGGACGCCCUCAAUCUCCUGCAGAGGUCGGAAAUCAAGUUCCUGAACCAAAUUCAGGGCCCUGAGAGCAUCGCCUUCGACCCGCUCGGCCGCGGUCCCUAUACUGGCGUCGCCGACGGCCGGAUUCUCUUCUGGGACGGCCAUUCCUGGACCGAUUUCGCCUACACUUCUAACAACAGGUCAGAGCUAUGUGGCCCGAAGACAUCGCCUUUCGGUUACCUGAAGCACGAGCACAUAUGCGGGAGGCCCCUCGGUCUUCGAUUCGACAAGAAAUCCGGUGACUUGUACAUUGCGGAUGCCUACUUUGGGCUGAUGAAGGUCGGCCCAGGAGGAGGCCUCGCGACAUCGCUGGCGACUGAAGCCGAAGGAGUUCCAUUCGGAUUCACUAAUGACCUGGACAUUGAUGAUGAUGGGAAUGUUUAUUUCACUGAUAGCAGCACCAAGUACCAGAGGAGGAACUUCCUGCACUUGGUUUUCUCUGGAGAUGACAGUGGAAGGUUAUUGAAGUACAGUCCGAUCACGCGGGAGACAACCGUCCUCUCAAGAAAUCUCCAGUUCCCGAACGGUGUAUCAUUAAGCAAGGAUGGCUCCUUCUUUGUCUUCUGCGAGGGUACAAUUAAUCGACUCAGAAAGCAUUGGUUGAAAGGCGAGAAGGCCGGGACAUCCGAAACUUUUGCCAACCUUCCUGGGUUCCCCGACAACAUAAGGACCAACGAGGAUGGUGAGUUCUGGGUGGCAAUCCACGCCCGCCGAUCUUCCAUCAGUUACCUUUGUGCUAUCUACCCAAGGGUCCGGAUGUUCAUACUAAGGCUUCCCAUUCCCGCAAAAAUCCAGUACCUCCUCCACAUCGGAGGUAGGCUCCAUGGCAUGAUCACAAAGUUCAGCCCCGAAGGAAAGCUCUUGCAGGUAUUGGAGGAUAGUCGAGGGAAGGUCGUUAAAACGGUUAGUGAAGUCGAAGAGAGGGAUGGCCAGCUGUGGAUGGGCAGUGUUCUCAUGCCUUUCAUAGCUGUUUAUGACUUGAGCUUAGGUUGUUCUCUGAUUGUCUGCGUUGAAGAUCCAGAAUGAGGUACAGGAGUGAGAAAUGCUGUAGACGAAUUCCGGGAACUCGAUAAUUUGUUGAAUAUCAGCUACAGCUUGAACAAAACCAGAAAGUAUUCAAUUAGAGUCUAUCGUAAUUAUCAUUGCUUCCAGAUCAAAA